This is a messenger RNA of Vicugna pacos (alpaca), 2011 nucleotides long. RefSeq names its product protein arginine methyltransferase 2 (gene PRMT2). Gene Ontology annotation, molecular function: protein-arginine N-methyltransferase activity; histone methyltransferase activity; protein binding. The record is from RefSeq and is a predicted model, not a curated record. Gene Ontology annotation, biological process: peptidyl-arginine methylation, to asymmetrical-dimethyl arginine; chromatin remodeling. Gene Ontology annotation, cellular component: nucleus. NCBI's taxonomy places the organism in Eukaryota, Metazoa, Chordata, Mammalia, Artiodactyla, Camelidae.
CGCGGAGCUGGUUCCAAGGCGGGGUCUUUUACGCGGACAAGCUGCGCACAGCGCGCGUGCGCGGGCCGAGGGCGGUGGCUCGGGCUCUUGGUGGGUGCCGUCUCCCCCCUUCGCACCAGCGGUGUGGACGAGAACCCAGCGGAGAAACGUGACUGAGAAAUGGAGAGGGAAAUGGAAGGUUAAAGCAGCAGCUAUGCGCAGAUCCCAGGGGAAGGAUGGCAACACCAGGUGACUGCCCCGGAAGUGAGCUGCAGGAGGGGGAGGACCCUGUGGAGCCGGGCGAGGAGGAGCACCCCCAGGGGACGGAGUGCCUGGAGGAGUUCGUGGCCAUCGCGGACUAUUCUGCCACCGACGAGACGCAGCUCAGCUUUUUGAGAGGAGAGAAGAUCCUCAUCCUGAGACAGACCACUGCAGACUGGUGGUGGGGCGAGCGGGCCGGCUGCUGCGGGUACAUCCCAGCGAACCACCUGGGGAAGUGCCUGGAGGACUGGGGCCCCGAGGACUCCUGGCAGGACGAGGAAUACUUCGGCAGCUACGGGACCCUGAAACUUCACUUGGAGAUGUUGGCAGACCAGCCGCGAACAACUAAAUACCACAGUGUCAUCCUGCAGAACAGAGAGGCCCUGAGAGAUAAAGUGAUUCUGGAUGUUGGCUGUGGAACCGGGAUCAUCAGCCUCUUCUGUGCACAUUAUGCUCGGCCCAAAGCGGUGUACGCGGUGGAGGCCAGUGAGAUGGCCCAGCACACAGGGCAGCUGGUCAUGCAGAAUGGCUUCGCUGACAUCAUCACCGUGUUCCAGCAGAAGGUGGAGGACGUGGUACUGCCAGAGAAGGUGGAUGUGCUGGUGUCUGAGUGGAUGGGGACCUGCCUGCUGUUUGAGUUCAUGAUUGAGUCCAUCCUGUAUGCCCGGGAUGCCUGGCUGAAGGAGGGCGGGGUCAUCUGGCCGACCUCGGCCGCCCUGCACCUCGUGCCCUGCAGCGCCGACAGAGACUACCGCAGCAAGGUGCUCUUCUGGGACAACGCCUAUGAGUUCGACCUCAGCGCCCUCAAAUCUUUAGCAAUUAAGGAGUUUUUUUCGAAGCCCAAAUAUAACCACAUCUUGAAACCAGAAGACUGUCUCUCUGAGCCCUGCACCAUCUUACAGCUGGACAUGAGAACGGUGCAGAUCACCGAUCUGGAGACGAUGAGAGGCGAGCUGUGCUUUGACAUCAGGAAGGCAGGCACCCUGCACGGGUUCACAGCCUGGUUCAGCGUCCGGUUUCAGAACCUGGAGGAGGACGAGCCACAGCUGGUGCUGAGCACGGGCCCGCUGCACCCCACCACCCACUGGAAGCAGGUGCUGUUCAUGAUGGACGAGCCCGUCUCAGUCCACGAGGGAGAUGUGGUCACCGGUGCAGUUGUGCUACAGAGAAACCCAGUGUGGAGGCGGCACAUGUCUGUCACCCUGAGCUGGUCUGUCACUUCCAGACAAGACCCUGCGUCGCCGAAAGUUGGGGAGAAAGUCUUUCCAAUCUGGAGGUGACAGGGCAAACAAGCUCUGUCUGGAAGGCAGUGUGUGGUCCUGGAGGCUCGGACGUGACCAGCGAAGACGAACCCGGAUGGGAACGUGUCCUGUGAGCCGCCACUUUCUCUCUGAUGGAGUGACAACAGCCUUGCCCCGGGCUCCACGGGCUUGCCGUGUCACCGCCCUGUCCGUCCCUAGAAGUGGGCUGUGUGCCUAGUGUCCACCUGUGGGUAGCUGGUGGCACAGUGUCCCUGAGCUAGGUCUAGUUCUGAGCUCAUAGGACACAGACGUCAACCCUGUCCUCCUGUGAAGGUGGCUGUUUGUGCGCCGUGUGUCCAUGUGCUCUUCCUGCCCCUGGCCCAGCCGCCCAGCUGUGGGGGCGUGCGGGGCUGGAGGUGCAAUGCAUGCGAUGCGGCUCUGCAUGGGGUGGUCCGGCUGUAGCGACAUCUUCCAGACAAAUUACGUGUUGGCACAUAGUACAUGCUCAAUAAAUUUUUUUAAUAAAUGAA